Messenger RNA from Rhodotorula toruloides NP11, 792 nucleotides. Its product is annotated as DCG1-like protein. NCBI's taxonomy places the organism in Eukaryota, Fungi, Basidiomycota, Microbotryomycetes, Sporidiobolales, Sporidiobolaceae. The transcript is spliced from 2 exons. The record is from RefSeq and is a predicted model, not a curated record. Bases 1 to 792 code for a protein of 263 amino acids.
AUGUCCCCGCUCCCAAUCCUCGUCGUGAACCCAAACACGACCAAGUCCAUGACCGACGGCCUCGAAGCAGCACUCGGACCGAUAGUCGCGACAGGACAGCUACCCCCGCCUACGUUUUUCACCGCACCGACAGGCAUCGCCUCGAUCAACAACUCAGAAGACUGCCACGCCUCGGCCACCGCCGUCCUCCCACACCUCCUCAACUCGCCUUCCUCCUCCUCCUCCUCCUCCUUCGAUGAAUCCCUCGCCUCCUCCUACUCCGCCAUCCUCAUAGCCUGCUACUCCGUCCACCCACUCGUCCCGCUCCUCUCCGCGCGCCUCGCACCCCUCCCCGUUCUCGGGAUCUUCGAAGCCUCCAUCCUCGCCUCGCUCGCGCUCCUCCGUGCACCAGGCGAGAAGUUCGGGAUCGUAACUACCGGCGCCGUAUGGGAGUCGAUCCUCAGCGACGGAGUGACCGACUUCCUUGGCAUCGAGGUGGGCCAGAAGUCGUCCAAGUUCGCGGGCGUACAGACGACCGGCCUGAACGCAGUCGAGUUGCAUUCCACGCCUGAGACGGAGGUCACGCGUCGAUUGAAGGACGCUGUGAAGCGGUUGAUCCGACAGGCGCAGGAGGACGGAGGGAGGUUGAGGGCGGUUUGUCUCGGGUGCGCGGGGAUGGUUGGGUUUGAUGAGGCUGUUAGGGCGGGGUGUGUCGAGGAGCUGGGAGAAGCGGAGGGGCGGAGAGUGGAGAUUGUGGAUGGGGUCAAGGCGGGGUACGUUCUGCUCGAGGGGAUGGUGCGGGCGAGAGCGUGA